This is a messenger RNA of Parnassius apollo (apollo), 309 nucleotides long. The record is from the annotation of a GenBank genome assembly. NCBI's taxonomy places the organism in Eukaryota, Metazoa, Arthropoda, Insecta, Lepidoptera, Papilionidae.
AUGUCACAAAGUGAUGAAUCGCCUCCGUUAUCGAGAUACAUUCAACCGGAAAGGAAAAUGAAAAGAAAAAUUUCCGUUGGUAGAUCAACACGGACUGAAAAUCAUUAUAUAUGCUAUGUGAAAUUGGAAGAAGAUGACUACACGGCCUAUAUAAGUUUGCCCGCUUCAAGAUUCUUUAAUCAAAGACCAGAAGAUCCUCGAAAUGAGCAUUUUGGUACAUUAAUUGAAUCUGAAAUGGAGUCAGUCCCACAUGAGAUUCGAUCGCAAGUGUAUAUGGACAUAAUAAAUUUGAUAUGUCACGCUUGGUAA